This is a messenger RNA of Choloepus didactylus (southern two-toed sloth), 684 nucleotides long. RefSeq names its product hes family bHLH transcription factor 3 (gene HES3). The transcript has 4 exons. Gene Ontology annotation, cellular component: nucleus. Gene Ontology annotation, molecular function: protein dimerization activity; RNA polymerase II cis-regulatory region sequence-specific DNA binding; DNA-binding transcription factor activity, RNA polymerase II-specific. Gene Ontology annotation, biological process: regulation of neurogenesis; anterior/posterior pattern specification; regulation of transcription by RNA polymerase II. The record is from RefSeq and is a predicted model, not a curated record. Lineage: Eukaryota; Metazoa; Chordata; Mammalia; Pilosa; Megalonychidae. The coding region runs from base 142 to 684 and encodes 180 amino acids.
UGGAGGCCCUAAGCUCCACCACAGUCAUAAGUGCAGCCCAGGCCACCGGGCCCAAGCCCCCUUCCCCCCCGCAGGGGGCGACCCCGGACCGGCCUCUGGGAGACAUAACAGCACAGAUUCGGAAAGCUCUCCAAGCCCCUCAUGGAGAAGAAGCGACGGGCACGCAUCAAUGUAUCUCUGGAGCAGCUCAAGUUGCUAUUGGAGAAGCACUAUUCGCACCAGAUCCGGAAACGCAAGUUGGAAAAAGCGGACAUCCUGGAGCUGAGCGUCAAGUACAUGAGAAGCCUUCAGAACUCUGUGCAAGGGCUCUGGCAGGUCCCCAGCGGCGCCAGGUACCCGUCAGGUUUCCGCGGCUGCCUGCCAGACAUGAGCCAGCUCCUGAGGCGCGGCGAGGAGGGCGGCGGCGGCCUGCGCUGCCCUCUGGUGCCCGAGCGCGCCGGUGGCAGCACCAUGGACAGCGCCGGUUCUGGCUCGGAGACGCCUGCGCCGCGACGUUCCUGCGCCCCUGCCUUCUGGGCUGCUGCUCCGGCUCCCGCUGCCAGCGUCCCGCGGUCCCCGCCAUCCCGGCUGGUGCUCCCCGGCGGCUCCCCUGGCCCGUCCACCAAUGUCCCGGCGCCGCAGCCGGCGUCGCGCUACCGCGCGGAGAGCCCGGGACAGGGGCUGCGCGUGUGGCGGCCCUGGUGA